UCAAUAUUUAUCACGUUACAGUUAAUUUACAUGACGGUGGUCAGUAUACUUCUAGUUGAUGUCAAAGGUGGAGUUUUUAAUGGAAUUAUGGAAAAAUGCAAGACAGUGGGUAGAAGCUUAGCSAGGGUCCUGGGGAUUCUAAAAGAUACAAAUGGGAAUUUUAAAAAUGAUGGGCCCAUGGAAGAAUUACGUUGGAUCGCAAAUCACCCUAAUGGUUUCUAUAAAAUGGACGACAAAGAAAGGACUGAUUACAAAUUGAAGACGCUAAAAAAGUACAAUACUUGUACUAUUAUACGUCCACCAUCUUUUGACAAAAUAAAUACAUAAGUUAACCACGUUAAGGUUAUACUUGCACACGUUGCAUCAAACUUUCUAAUCCUAAUCGAUACAAAAUUAAUUAAUUAUAAUUAAUUUAAUCAAUUAUUUCUUAAUGAAAUAAAUGU
Diuraphis noxia (Russian wheat aphid) is the source of this 443-nucleotide messenger RNA. RefSeq lists its product as uncharacterized. The record is from RefSeq and is a predicted model, not a curated record. Lineage: Eukaryota; Metazoa; Arthropoda; Insecta; Hemiptera; Aphididae.